Oncorhynchus nerka (sockeye salmon) is the source of this 669-nucleotide messenger RNA. Its product is annotated as gastrotropin-like. Gene Ontology annotation, biological process: fatty acid transport. The record is from RefSeq and is a predicted model, not a curated record. Bases 1 to 324 code for a protein of 107 amino acids. Lineage: Eukaryota; Metazoa; Chordata; Actinopteri; Salmoniformes; Salmonidae. Gene Ontology annotation, cellular component: nucleus; cytosol. The transcript is spliced from 4 exons. Gene Ontology annotation, molecular function: fatty acid binding.
AUGAGUUUCUGGAGGUUUGCCAAUGCCAAGACUGACUUCAAAGUGAUAACAGAAGUGCUUCAGGAGGGGGACGAUUUUACCUGGUCACAGAUUAUUCCCAACUGGACCUUGACUAACAAGUUCACCAUCGGAAAGGAGUGUGAGCUAGAGAGCAUGCUACGCACCAAGUUCGUGACCACCGUCACCAUGGAAGGAGGCAAGAUAAUUAUUCCGUUCCCCCAGUAUCAUUUCACUGCGGAGAUCAGUGGGGACAAGCUGAUCAUGCUCUGUACAACCGCUGGGGAGAAGGGUGUGACCCUGAAGAGAAUCAACAAGAGGAUCUGAUAUCAAAAAUGUAACGUGUUGAGGCAGAGCUCUUCUGUGUGUGCUGUUACUGGAAACUUUGUCCUCACUACCUCGUAAACUACCCGUAUGUUACUGUUUCACCUCCACAAACAUCUGGAUGACUCAUACCAGCUGGAUCACCCUUCCAGUACAUUUCCAGCAGGUCCCCUGUCCAUCUUUAAUAUAAAAAGAGAUAUACCAAACAAUCUAUGCAACUUCCUGGUAUUCAAUGUUUGAAGUGUGUCAAUGGAAUCCAUGAACUACCUUCAUGUGAAUAAAGUAAUGUCUUAUUUCUUUGUACCAGCUGAUCAUGUAAAAUAAAAGUAAAAUGAACACGCAAGAGAA